AUGUCUGGAGGUGCCCGUGUCGACUCGCUCGAGUCGCUGGUGUAUGCCAUGCGUGCCACGCUCUCGCCCGAAGUGAGUGACAGCGAGCGCAAGGCGGCGACGGCUGCCAUCCGCGAGUACCAGUCGCAGCCCGAGUGCUUUAUGGGCUUUGUCUCGGUCGUUUCCAACGCUGAGGACGAAGCGCUGCGGAUGCAGGCUGCUGUGCUUCUCCUUCAAUCCAUGUCGCACUGGACCAAUCUGGGCCAGGACGACAAGAACUCGGCCAAGGACGCCCUGCUCAACGCCCUCUUCUCCGAUCCCAUGCCACUUGUCCGCCGCAACCUCGGCGUGGCUGUCGCUGUCACCGCCCGCCGCGAGCUGACCACUGGCGGAUGGGACGCGUUCCUCCCCAUCAUGCACCAGGCCGCCGAGUCGGACGAGCCGCGCGCCCGUGAGGUGGCCUUUAGCGUCUUCAAGCGCCUUGUCCGCUUCUUUGGCCUCAACGAGCCGGCCUUCUUCUCGCAGCUCGCCCCGCUCUGGGUCAACGCCCUCACCGAUGCCGGCAGCAACGAGGUCCGCAUCGACGCCUUUGCCUCUCUCGCCGCCAUGACAGCGUACUUUGAGGAGGAGGGCGACUUUGCCUCGUUUGAGCCCAUCUUCCCGCAGAUGCUGCAGACCGUCGUCACCUUUGUCGAGGCCAACGACGAGAGCAAGGCUGUGGUCGCGCUCGGAGUCCUCGAGGACAUGCUGCAGAUCACGCCCACCUUUGUGGCCACGCUCUGGCCGCAGCUUGUCCAGUUCAACGUCCAGCUCAUCCAGGCCGGCAAGGAGGACAUCACCAAGCGUGCGCUCUCUUCGCUCGCCAAGUACGUGGAGCUCAAGCCGAUGCUUCUGCUCAAGCACGAGCUUGUGUCGGACGUUCUCAACGCGGCCUUUACCUGCAUCGCCGAGGAGGAGACCGACAUUGACGAGGGCAACUCGAUUCCGUCCAACGCCCAGACGCUCGUCGACACCAUCUGCCUCCGCAUCGGCCCCUCGCACACCUUCCCGCUCUGCAUGGAGGCCGCCUCGCAGUAUCUGGCUGACUCGGUCACCUCGCCUCACACCAUCCGUGGCGGGCUCAUGAUUCUUGCCAUGUCCGCCGAGGGCUGCCAGGCGUACAUGCGCGAGGAGCUGGAGACCCUGAUGAACGCCAUGAUGCCGCAUCUCUCGUCGAGCGCUCCGCUCGUCCGCGACGCCGCACUCAUGGUCCUCUACCAGUUUGCCGAGCACAUGCGCCCGAACAUCCACGACUACCACCGGAUUGUCAUUGCCGGCUCACUCGACGGACUCUCGGAGGAUCUCCUCUCGUCGCGCAUGAACGCUGCGCGUGCGCUCAACUCGUUUGUUGUCUUUCUAGAGAAUGAGGUGCUUGCUGAGUACCUGGAGAACAUCAUGUCCGGCUACGUCGGGACCAUUGUGGGAGAGCCCGAGAGCCUCGAGCUCCCGCUCAUGUGCGCCUCGCUGACCGGCAUCGGCAUGCUCGCUGUCUCUGUCGGGCCUGCCUUUGCGCCGUAUUUUGAGCCGACCAUGGAUCUGAUGAUCGAGAUCAUCGGCCUCACCGACAACGACUCGAUCAACCUCCGCGCCCGCGCCAUCGAGGCCAUCGGCGGUGUGGCCCAAGCGUGCGGCCUCGAGGCCUUUGCGCCGUACCUGGACGCCGUCAUGACCAACGCCUUCGAAGGCCUCAAGUUGGAGUUCUGCCGCCUCCGCGAGCACACGUACUCGUUCUUUGGCCGUGUCGCCACCCUCAUGGGCCAGGAGUUUGGCAAGUACGUCGACGACGUUCUUCCCAUCCUCUACGCCAUCUGCAAGGCGCCCGACAUGGCCGUCUUUACCGGCGACGUCUUUGUCGACACCGGCGACGACGACUACGACGACGACUUUGAGGUGCCACAGGACGCGCAGGACGAGAAGGGCUCUGCCGCGUACUGCAUCGGGGUCAUUGCCACCGCCAUGGGCCCGGCCUUUCUGCCGUUUGUGCAAGACUCGUUCUCGGCCCUCGAGACGCUGCUGCAGUACGACAACGAGGACGUGCGGGCGUCGGUCGUGACCGCCAUGUCCGAGGUUGCCCGCGUCGUCCCGGCUACGCUCGAGUGGAGGUACAGCGUCGGCCUGCCCAUCACCGACAACGUGCCAGAGCCGAUCGCCCAGGUCGCCGCCUUUAUCGUCCCCAAGUUCCUCCUCCGCAUGUUCCACGAGGAGGCCGUCGAGGUUGUCUCGCGCGCCAUGACCUCGUUCGCCUCGCUCACCCGCGCCUUUGGCCCCAUCAUGUUUGCCAACGAGGACAACUACGAGCUCUUCUCGUCGAUUGCCCGCCUCACUCUUGAGCGCGAGCUCAUCUGCCAGCAGCCGCUCGACGAGGACGACUUUGGUGACGACGUCGAGGCCCGCGCCGUCGCCGCCCUCGUCGCCGAGGACAAGCAGGUCGCCGGUGAUGCCCUCUCCGGCCACGGAGCCAACGUCGACGACCUUCUCGACGCCGAGUCACCCAUCGACAUGGGCACCAUGGAGACCGACCACCUCGCCGAGGCCCUCGAAGCCGCCUCGGAGGUUCUUGGCGCCGCCUUUGAGCCUUGCUUCAAGGGCCUGCUAGAGGGCCUCGAGUCGCGCGCCCGCCCGCAGCGCCCGGUCUACGAGCGCUGCACCGCUCUUGGCGUGCUCUCGGCCUCAGCCGCCGCCCUCGGCCCGCGCAUCGCCCCGUACCUCGAGAGCCCUAUGCUCCCGCUCUUCCUCGCGGGCUGCAAGGACGAGUCCGAGGAUGUCCGCCGCAACGCCGUCUUUGGCCUCGGCCUCAUUCUCGAGGUCAUGGGUUCUCACAAUGUGGCCCCCGGCCUCGCCGCCGUUCUCCCGCACGCCCUCGAAGCCAUCAACAACGUCUUUGACGCCGGCUACGUCGAGGACGCCGCCGCGCCCGACAACGCCGUUGCCGCCCUUGGCCGCCUCAUCUCCGCCAUGCCUCAGCCGUCUGACCUCCCGCUCUCCGCCCUCAUCCCGGCCAUGGUCGCCCACAUGCCGCUCACCGCCGACGCCUCGGAGAACCCGGCCGUCUACUCAGCGCUAUUUGCUCUCUUCUCAGCCUCGGACGAGGCUGUCUUCGGUGAGCUCCCCAACCUUAUCCGCUCGGCCCUUCCCGACCACAUUGCCUUCCAGCUCGGCCUCCUCCUCAACUCGCUCAUCAACCACGACCAGAUCGGCUCCGAGGUCAGCGCCAUGCUCGCCUCGCUCGACGACGACGAGCGCGCAAACCUCAUGGGUGUGGUCCAGCAAGCUGUUGCCGCCCAAUGA
Molecule: messenger RNA, 3306 nt
Organism: Thecamonas trahens ATCC 50062
Lineage: Eukaryota; Apusomonadida; Apusomonadidae
Product: HEAT repeat family protein
Exons: 2
Coding region: 1-3306 (1101 amino acids)
Biological process (GO): protein import into nucleus
Cellular component (GO): nucleus; cytoplasm
Molecular function (GO): nuclear import signal receptor activity; small GTPase binding
Source: RefSeq, a predicted model, not a curated record